AGGGCUUCCCGGGGAGGGGCUGCAGGCGCGUCUUAAGCUCUGUGACGCGUCGCCGUUGCCGCAGCCGCGCAGUGGGCGCCGUGGGUAUCUAGCGGGUUUGCGAAGCGCCGCCAGGAGUUGCUGGGCUCUCUGAAGAAGUUCCUGGAUUUCAAGUUAAAAAUCUGCAUUCUAAUCUGAACCGUGUGGAGAAAGGGUGGGUGGUGGGUGCUAUUCCUACUUGGAGGACAGGAUGUUUUUCAAACUAGUACAUUUGCAGACCAUUGCCGUGCUUCGUCGUGGAAUUCAUUCUUCAGUGGCUUCUGCUACAUCUGUUGCAACUAAAAAAACAGUCCAAGGCCCUCCAUCCUCUGAUUACAUUUUUGAACGAGAAUCUAAAUAUGGUGCACACAACUACCAUCCUUUGCCUGUAGCCCUGGAGAGAGGAAAAGGUAUUUACCUAUGGGACGUAGAAGGCAGAAAAUAUUUUGACUUCCUGAGUGCUUACAGUGCUGUCAACCAAGGGCACUGUCAUCCAAAGAUUGUAGAUGCUCUGAGAAGUCAAGCAGACAAAUUGACCUUAACAUCUCGGGCCUUCUAUAACACCGUGCUCGGUGAAUAUGAAGAGUAUGUCGCCAAACUUUUCAACUACCAUAAAGUCCUUCCGAUGAAUACAGGAGUGGAAGCUGGAGAGACUGCUUGCAAACUUGCUCGCAGAUGGGGAUAUGCUGUUAAGGGUGUUCCGAAAUACAAAGCAAAGAUUAUUUUUGCAGCUGGAAACUUCUGGGGUAGAACAUUGUCUGCUAUCUCUAGUUCCACAGACCCAAGCAGUUAUGAUGGUUUUGGACCAUUUAUGCCAGGUUUUGAAGUCAUUCCAUAUAACGACCUGCCUGCUCUUGAGCGUGCUCUUCAGGAUCCAAAUGUUGCUGCAUUCAUGGUAGAGCCAAUUCAGGGUGAAGCAGGUGUUGUUGUUCCUGAUCCAGGCUACCUGAUGGGUGUGCGAGAGCUCUGUACCCGGCACCAGGUUCUGUUUAUUGCUGAUGAAAUACAGACAGGAUUGGCCAGAACUGGUAGAUGGCUGGCUGCUGAUCAUGAAGAUGUCAGACCUGAUAUAGUUCUUCUUGGAAAGGCACUUUCUGGUGGCUUAUACCCCGUGUCUGCAGUGCUGUGUGAUGAUGACGUAAUGCUGACCAUUAAACCAGGGGAGCAUGGGUCCACCUACGGUGGCAAUCCGCUAGGCUGCCGAGUGGCCAUUGCAGCCCUUGAGGUUUUGGAAGAAGAAAACCUUGCUGAAAAUGCAGACAAAAUGGGUACUGUGUUGAGAAAUGAACUCAUGAAGUUACCUUCUGAUAUCGUAACUGCUGUAAGAGGAAAAGGAUUAUUAAAUGCUAUUGUAAUUAGAGAAACCAAAGAUUAUGAUGCUUGGAAGGUGUGCCUGCGACUUAGAGAUAAUGGACUUCUGGCCAAGCCAACCCAUGGUGACAUCAUCAGGUUUGCCCCUCCUCUUGUGAUCAAGGAGGAUGAGAUUCAGGAGUCCGUGGAAAUUAUUAACAAGACCAUCCUGUCUUUCUGAGGGCAGUGACUGUUUUCAGUGGCACCUGGGAGCUGGCCGGAGAUGGCAGUUCGUUGAUGUCCUAUGAACCCUCUGUGUCUGUGCUUAACGUGGGCGCACUUCACUCCCCUGUGUCUUCAAGGACUUUUUUAAAACAAAAGAUUUUUUUUUCAGUGCAUACAUAACAAUGACAUUUAUAAACAAAACAUGUGUUUUGUUGUGUAAUGUAACUAGGAGAAUGUAAUGGCAUCUGUACUUGAUUAUUUGUGCUCAUGUGCUUUCUCAGGUGAAAGGCACCUCUGUAUGUAGUCAGCCUUUCACUCAAGCCCUUCAGGAUAAUUUAUAUGUGUUCUAUAAUAUCCUUGCUGGUAUAAAUGUUUUGCAUUUGAAAAAGUUACAUGGGUUAUUACACAUAUGACUCGCUUAACCUAGUAAAGUUGAACCAUAAUCAUUGAAUUUUAGGAAGGGUUAAUGGUUAAGCUUAUAUAAAAUACUAGACUUAAGUAACUUCAUAGUCCCAGCAUCAGGAUGUAUUACCAUUUUGAAUUGAGAAUUAAUGUUUAACAUUCCCAAAUUAUGUUUUAAGUGUUUGAUAUAAUUUGAAAAAAAAAAAGUUUAUUUUGUUUUUCUUUAAAUUUAAAAUAAAGCUUAUGUGUAUUUUAUUGUCA
Messenger RNA from Manis javanica (Malayan pangolin), 2196 nucleotides. RefSeq names its product ornithine aminotransferase (gene OAT). Gene Ontology annotation, cellular component: cytoplasm. Gene Ontology annotation, molecular function: L-ornithine transaminase activity; pyridoxal phosphate binding; identical protein binding. Lineage: Eukaryota; Metazoa; Chordata; Mammalia; Pholidota; Manidae. The record is from RefSeq and is a predicted model, not a curated record.